AUGAUUAGAAAAUAUUUGUUGGCCUUCACCCUCUUGCUUCUGUUUGUGGUCCGUGAAACCAACACUUCUUCCAAUGGACUUCACCUUCCCUUAAACCUCGAGUUCAGCUCCAGUGGCUCACCCCUCAGUAUCUCUUUCUCACAAAACACCGAGGCCGUAGUACUCGGCGAACCGCUCACAAUUCGUUGUCAUGUGAACACCCGUUCGAAGGAGGCCGAACUGAUUACUCGCAGCAGUAUGAAUCUAUUCUGUCCCCUGCUGAAUAAGACGACAUUCUGCUUUCAAAACUGUCAGGCAGCCACUGUUUGCCGGGAGAAUGGGGGAGCCAGCUGUCAACGCGUUCUUGGCCUCGGAGAUGUCGCCUGUCGUAUUGUUCGCCGGGAGGAUCAACACAGUGGUGGUAAAAGCACUCAAACCAUUCGACUACACCAGCGCAGACGUUUCCACGCCACGGACUCCAUGCCACCAGUUUCGGCAACCACCACCAGCACCACCACAACCACUGCAAGUCCGACUGUCGCGGUCGUCAGUACAACUGGUCUCGUAGCAAGCGGAACGGGCGUUCGAAGGAAUCCAGCACAUCCUAACACCGAAAAGUCCCAGCUCGUGGAGUACCUAGAAGGCAGUAAGUCAUCUUGCUGUUAA
This is a messenger RNA of Dibothriocephalus latus, 645 nucleotides long. Lineage: Eukaryota; Metazoa; Platyhelminthes; Cestoda; Diphyllobothriidea; Diphyllobothriidae. The record is from the annotation of a GenBank genome assembly.